UUGCCCAUGAGCCUCUAGGGUUUCAAUUCCUUUGAGACAAGAAUCCACAGCGCCUUGGAGCGGCCGUGGGCGCCGCGAUAGAUCCGCUCUCGCAACUCGAGGUAGUGAAAUCUCUCUCAGAAUGCCAAAGGAUAAAAGUAGCAGCACUUUCUCAAAUAAGUCUCAUGAUUUGUUUUACAAGCCUUACUCGACAACGCGGGGGGCAUCGCCCAAGCAGGAGGACACCGCCGAGUGGGAGGACGUGACUUGCCCGAUAUGCAUGGAGUCACCCCACAACGCAGUGCUCCUCCUGUGCUCCUCCUCGGACAAAGGCUGCCGCCCCUAUAUGUGCGAUACCAGCUAUCGCCACGCAAACUGUCUAGACCAGUACAUCAAAGCUCACGCGAAAGCUCAGUCACCCAGCAACGCCAGCGUCAACACCUUCAUCACCAGCGGCGGCGGCGGCGCAUCUCUGAACUCACCGGCUGCUCGCUCCGCCGCCACCUCCGCCGCUAGAGGACCGACAGACAUAUCCGGACAUAUCGAGCUAUACAAGGCUUGCAAAGGCUUGGAGCUCGUGUGCCCGCUGUGCCGGGGCAAAGUUAGCGGCUGGAAGGUGGUGGAGAGAGCCCGGCAGAAGCUCAACGUGAAGCGGCGGGGCUGCGCUCACGACUCGUGCGCGUACGUCGGGGCUUACGACCAGCUGCGCAAGCACGCCAGAUAUGUGCAUCCUUACGCUCGCCCCUCGGAGGUUGAUCCGGCUCGCCAGAGGGACUGGUGGCGGCUCGAGAGCCAGAGGGACUUGGGCGACGUUUUCAGCACCAUCCAGUCGGCGAUGCCGGGGGCGACCAUCGUCGGGGACUACGUGAUCGAGGAUGGCGACGAGGAGGACGAGGAGCGGGACGAGGAGCACGAGCACGAGUUCGAUCUGGAGCACGAGCACGAGGACGACGACGACGACGACGACGACGACCAGUUCCACGACAACAACGCUGGCGUUGGCGGUGGUGGCAGUGGUGGCGGUGGUGGUGGUGGCGGCGGCGGCAGCGGUGCUAGCGGCUCGCCCGUCGCCGGUGUGGACCGCAACUUGUGGACGAUGCUGUUUCUCUUCCGAGUCUUUGGGGGAUCGUCGUCUUCGUCCUCUGCCGCUAGCAGCCGAGAUCAUCACACGAGCAGCAGCGGUGGGAGCAGCCACUCUCAUCACCAGCAGCAGCAGCAGCAUCGCGCUCACGGCGGCAGCAGCCGCCAGCAGCAUUACCAGCCCCGUCACCGCCAUCACCUCGGUGUGGCUCCGCCGCCCAGGAGCUACCGAGGAGCCACAUCGCCAUACUUUGCGCCCCGUGGUGGUGGAAGCUCCUCGAGCGGCAGCAGCCGCGCUGCGAUAAUGGAUCGCAAUAGGACGACGACUUCGUCUUCGUCAUCGGCGUCUAGAAAUCGACGCCGGAGCCACCAUCGCUGAGCAAAGACGAGAGCAAAGUUCUUAUUUCUUCCUUUUUUCAAAUCAAAUAGCCCGCCCAAGGGUAUAUUCCACUUC
Molecule: messenger RNA, 1513 nt
Organism: Selaginella moellendorffii
Lineage: Eukaryota; Viridiplantae; Streptophyta; Lycopodiopsida; Selaginellales; Selaginellaceae
Exons: 2
Coding region: 122-1438 (438 amino acids)
Source: RefSeq, a predicted model, not a curated record